Molecule: messenger RNA, 1447 nt
Organism: Alternaria alternata
Lineage: Eukaryota; Fungi; Ascomycota; Dothideomycetes; Pleosporales; Pleosporaceae
Exons: 2
Coding region: 335-1315 (326 amino acids)
Source: RefSeq, a predicted model, not a curated record
ACUUCACACGACAAGAUCGCUGGACGGCGUCACGCAUUCUCAAUUCCAAGUCAGGAUUCAGCACGGGCAGCUGGCUAUACCUCUUUGUGCGUCUAGGUGCCACUAGAUCAUCACAUUGUCUUGUAUUUAUCGCCCCAUGAAACUGUGGCUGCAUACAAGCAGUAUAGACCAUGGCCAAAGCCAGGCUCUCAGUUACGGCGACUAUGCGCUGUACUCAGGAGUUUCCAUAAACUGCAUGUAUUCUCGUGUCACAGCUACCUAGUCAUCCCGUCUUUUGCUUCUAGUCUAUCAAUCGUUCUACGCGUCGUCACUCGCUUUAACACUCGUUUGAAGAAUGUCCAGUUUCUACUCUUUAGGUUUAAUCUUUUUUAGCUCUUUUGAGCUGGUCUCCUCAAGUCCUGCUACGGUUCGCAGCCGGAUCGCACCAGCAGUGCCGCAUGCUACACAGCUAGCAGCUCACGCUGAUGAACGGUUCUAUAAACGGCAAGCCUUCGCACCUGUCACUACCUGUGGAUAUCUCGAUGGCAAACCUGAGAAUCCUCGAACAGCUGACCCUGGCUACGGAUGCCGUGUCGACACCGCAAACGGUUUAUGGGGUUUUUGUCCAACCAGCGUUUUAUCGGCCAAAGACUGUGGUUUAGCUGGCUUAUGCAUCGACAACCAUUCUUGCACGACGGGGUGUGGGAGACUAUCUGAUCGAGCCGAUAUCACUACGUUUACAUGCGACUCCGAACAAUUUUGUUCUACAGCUCUCCUAAUCAACGGCCCUGAUCAAUCAUUUGAGUACAUUGCCUGCGGAGACACUGCCGCCGUCGACAGCCUUUUCGCGGUGCCGAAUACAGUAGAGGCAACAACAACGUCCGCUUCGAGUACUGAAAGCAGUGCCUCUUUGGCUACCUCAACCCAACCACCAACAACGUCAGAUGCGCAAAGCUCAACAGUCCUGGACCCGAUUGGCAGUAUCCUCCCAUCAUCAACACCAGGCUCGACACCCGCACCCACCGAACAGAAGUCAACAAAUAUCGGGCCUAUAGUGGGUGGGGUCAUUGGAGGGCUUACAGUGAUAUGCUUAACCAUUCUCGGUGUCGUUCUCAUUCGGCGGAAACGCGGUACUACAGAGAAGGUGGCACAGCCACUAGGAUACACAUAUGAUCACCCGAGUAAUUUUGUAGAAUUGAGUACGGACAGCUCAACUCACCUUCAGAAGGGACAGCACUGGGAUAACAAUCACGGCCCAGUUGAGAUGUACGGGUAUCAUGUAAAUGUGGAACCUGUCGAGCUUCCAGGGAAGGUACUACCUAUACGUCCCCAAUAGACACCGCAUGAAAUGCUCAGAAGAGGACGAUAGAACAAGCCACGGUGCCGUUACAACAUCGGAUAAUCACACAUAACUCCUGUUAAAUAGAAGUGCACCAUGAAUGAUGUGGCCUUUAAGAUCUGCUCAAGA